AUUGAAAACAAAGAAUGGUUAAUCUAUCUACUGCGUAUUAUUUAUUAAUUGGUUUAAUACUAUCAUAUAUGGAACUAGACAGUUGUUUUGUACUCCAAGCUCCAUUGCAGUUCGAUAAUCAUGGGAAUCGAAAAAUCAAAGUUGGACGCGAAAAGUAUAGUUUAGAUUCAAAAAAUCAUCUGAAAUAUCGGAUUCAAGACUGUAAACUCACUUUGGAUUUCACUCCAGCUAAUAAAACUGAGAUCACCAAUAAGGGUGUUCGUAAAGUUACCUUAACUGAGGGAUGCGCGAAGAUCUUGGAGACGUCAGGAAUACUGGGUAGCUAGAAUUGAUUAUUGAGUCAUAAAUAAACCCAGAGAGAUGUUCUGUACUAUUAUGUAGACAAUUGAAUGCAAGUAAAGCACUACAAA
Schistosoma rodhaini is the source of this 410-nucleotide messenger RNA. The record is from the annotation of a GenBank genome assembly. Lineage: Eukaryota; Metazoa; Platyhelminthes; Trematoda; Strigeidida; Schistosomatidae.